Molecule: messenger RNA, 2904 nt
Organism: Heteronotia binoei (common prickly gecko)
Lineage: Eukaryota; Metazoa; Chordata; Lepidosauria; Squamata; Gekkonidae
Gene: NOP14
Product: NOP14 nucleolar protein
Exons: 18
Coding region: 199-2751 (850 amino acids)
Biological process (GO): maturation of SSU-rRNA
Cellular component (GO): Noc4p-Nop14p complex; nucleolus; small-subunit processome
Source: RefSeq, a predicted model, not a curated record
AGGAAAGGAGACCUAGGAAACCCCGCCCCUCCUUCCGCCGCAAUCGCGCCGCGCUUCCUCCUCUCCUCCCCCCGCCGCCCCUCUGCUCCGAGGAGGGGGGCUGCGGCGGGGAUCGUGUGUUGUGGCCGCUCUGCACUCGGCUUCCUGUCUCCAUGGUCGUGCCGGUGACGUCCUUCCGGGCGGCUCUUCUUCGUGGCCAUGGGCAAGAGGGGCGGCGCGGGGGUCCCAGGCCCUGCCGCCCGCGGGGUGGCCAGCAGCCCCUUCGAGGUGAAGGUGAACAAGCAGAAGUUCCGCAUCUUGGGCCGGAAGACGAAGCACGACGUGGGGCUGCCGGGCGUCUCGCGCUCCAAGGCCCACCAGAAGCGUAUGAAAACAUUGCUAAAAGAAUACAAAGAAAAGGACAAAUCUAGUGUGUUUAAAGACAAACGGAUAGGAGAAUAUGACACCACCAUAAGUCCAGAGGAAAAAAUGAUGAAGAGAUAUGCUUUGGAACAGCAGAAACACCAUGAGAAGAAGAGCAUCUAUAACCUUAAUGAAGAGGAAGACUUAACCCAUUAUGGCCAGUCUCUGGCAGAUAUUGAGAAACUGAAUGACAUUCUGGAGAGCGACAGUGACAGUGAAGAAACAGGAGCGCUGUCAGCUGAAUUAACUGCAGCUCACUUUGGUGGAGGUGGCGGUCUUCUUCGUAAAAAACCUCUUUCAGGGCAGGAAAAUGAAAAGGAUGAAAAAUGUAAAUCACGGAAGGAACUAAUUGAGGAACUAAUUGCAAAAUCCAAACAGGAAAAGAGAGAGAGACAAGCUCAGAGGGAAAAUACACUAGAACUUACAGAAAAACUUGACAAUGAUUGGAAAGAAAUCCAAGCUUUUCUGUCCCACAAAACUUCCAGGUCAGAGACAAAACCCAAGGUGGAGGAGAAGGUCAAGCCCGAUGAAUACGACAUGAUUGUUCGAGAGCUUGGGUUUGAGAUGAAGGCGCGGCCCUCUGGUAGGAUGAAAACUGAAGAAGAGCUGGCAAAAGAGGAGCAAGAGAAACUUCUCCAGCUAGAGGCAGACAGAUUACGUCGAAUGCAUGGCGAAGAUGAAUCUGAUACCAAAAAGAAACCAAAGCACAUUUCAGCUGAUGAUUUAGCGGAUGGAUUCAUCCUAGAUAAAGAUGACAGACGUCUUCUUUCUUAUAAUGAUGGAAGAUUGAAUCUUGAGGAUGACAGAGAUGAGGAUAUGGAAGGAAGCGCAGCAAGACAAGAAGACAACAGUGAAGAAGAGGAAAGUGAAGAAGAAUCUGAUAGUGAAGCUAAUGCUGUUGGUGGUCUCUCUGAUCUCGAAUCAGAGGAGGGAGGUGUGGAGAAAACCAGAGCAGGUGAAGAAGAGAAAAAGAUAAAUGAAGGGAACAAAAAUAAAUUACAAUCUAAGGAGCCAAACACAAAGAAGAAAGCCACCAGUUUGGAGCUGCCAUAUACAUUUGCCGUUCCAGAAUCCUAUGAACAGCUAAAAGCAUUAUUGUUGGGAAGAGCAAUGGAAGAGCAGCUGCUUGUGAUAGAAAGGAUUCGGAAGUCCAACCAUCCGAGCCUUGCUGUGGAGAACAAAGCAAAGUUAGAGAAACUGUUUGGAUUCCUUCUGGAAUACAUUGUGGAGCUGACAGCAAGGGAGACUCCAGAACUGAAAACAAUCGAUAAGCUGGUCCUGAUCUUGUAUGAUCUUUGCCAGAUGUUCCCUGAAGCUGCAAGUAAUCAAGUGAAACUUGUCCUUCAAGAUGCUGCUCAUGACAUGGAAGAAAUUCUGGAGACGAGAGGCCGUGCGCCAUUUCCAGGACUGGACAUGCUUAUACAUUUGAAAAUCAUUGCCAUACUUUUUCCAACCUCUGAUUACUGGCAUCCUGUGGUAACACCAUCAAUGGUUUACAUGAGCCAGCUCCUUACAAAGUGUCCAUUGACAACCCUGCAAGAUGUCGUUAAAGGAUUGUUUGUUUGCUGUCUCUUCCUGCAAUAUGUAUCUGUGUCUCAAAGAUUCAUCCCUGAACUUGUCAACUUCCUCUUGAGAAUUCUUCACAUGGCUGUGCCCAGCAGAGGAGUCCAAGGUCUAGCUUUGAAGCAUCCUUUUAGGUCACUGGAUAAAAACUUCAACCUCCUUGUGGUCAGUGAGACAGCAGACACAAAGACCUGGCAAAAGCAAAAUCUUCCACUCUGUGUGAUAAUUGGAUCCAAAGAAAAUAGCAGAACAGAAGCAAAUCAUCUCAGGCUGUCCUGCAUAGACCAGUGCCUGGACCUUGUGAAAAGAUGUGCUAUUCUGUAUGGAUCACUCCCGUCCUUCCAGGAAAUAAUGAAGCCCAUCCAAAUAGUGCUCAGUCAGCACAUGCCAGUGAGUGGGUAUCCUGCGCAGUUACAGGAGUUGCAGAACAGCAUUCUAACACAGCUGGAGGCACAAAGGCAACAUUAUCAUCCACUGGUGUGUGAAAAGAAAAAACCAGUGCCAUUGAAGCUGUUCACACCCAAAAUAGUGAAAGUCCUAGAAUUUGGAAGGAAACAAGGAAGCAAUGAGAGAGAGCAGGAAAGAAAGCGUCUGAUCCAUAGGCACAAACGUGAAAUGAAAGGUGCUGUCCGUGAGAUUCGCAGAGAUAACCAGUUCCUUGCCAGAAUGCAGCUUGCGGAAACCGUGGAAAGGGAUUCUGAAAGAAAAAGAAAAGUGAAGCAACUUUUUGGUAGUCUUGCUGAGCAAGAGGGAAAUUGGAAGGCAAUGAAGAAAAAGAAGUUCUAAACUUGUUGACUAUGUUGUACAGAAGAGAAAGGGGGAUAUGUAUAUUUUUCAUAUUGCUUGGGCAGCAGUAAUAUAACUUUGCUUGGGUUUAACAAAUGAAAUGCAGUCUUACACCAACUGAACAAUGUGGAAUAAAUUAUGUUUGAAAUAAAA